UUUUUUUUUCCCUUUCCCUUACUUUUUUUUUUCUUUUGUUAAAAUGCCAGCAGUUUAUUCCAAGUUGGCAUCAUCAGAAUGGGGUUUGUUUAUACUACCUCAUUUAAGUCAAUUAUUAAAAAGCUAUAGAAAACAUCGUACAACGAUUCAUCAGUCCAUCUUGAUCAUCUUUCUUUUGCGCUCUUUAUUAUCUUUGAAAAAAUUAAUUAAAGCAGUUCAAAAGAAGAAUACAACAACAACAAUAACAAAAAAGAAGAAUGAAAAAGUCCAAGUGGAUAUUGUAUUUUUUAAGCAUCUUUAUAAAAUAUUAAAAAUUGUUAUGCCUGGGAUUCGAUCAAAAGAGUUUUGGUUAUUAGUGAUUCAUUCAGGCUUUUUAGUCUUUAGGACUGUUUUAUCUGUCUAUAUUGCUUCUUUGGACGGUAGAAUUGUAAGUGCAUUAGUAAGAGGACAACUUAAGGAGUUUAUCUUGGGUAUCAUUUGGUGGAUGACGGUAGCUAUUCCUGCUACUUAUACAAAUAGUAUGCUUAGUUAUCUGCAAAGUAAACUUUCUAUUCAAUUUCGUACACGUCUUACGACUUUUAUUCAUGAUAAAUAUUUAAAGGAUAUGACCUUUUAUGCAGUGGGUAACUUGGAUGAUCGUAUCAAGAAUGUCGAUCAAUGCAUCACUGUCGAUACAAUGAAGUUCUCAAAUUCACUUGCUGAACUUUAUUCCAAUUUAGCCAAGCCUAUCUUGGAUGUAUUUAUCUAUAACUAUCAAUUAUCAAAGAACGUUGGCUUUGAAGGUGUCCUGCUGGGUUCUGUCAUCAUCCAUAUAUCAUCUGCCAUCAUGCGUAAAUAUACUCCCUCCUUUGGUAAGAUGGUUGCAGAGGAACAAAGAUUAGAGGGUGAAUUUAGAUUUAGACAUUCACGUCUCAUGGAAAACGCCGAGGAGGUAGCGCUCUUGGAGGGUCAAAGGAUUGAAAAGAGGGAAUUAGACAAGAGUUAUCAUUCACUUAUUCGUCAUCUGAAUCGUGUCUUUCGUGUACGUGUCCCCUAUGGUAUGUUGGAGGAUUUCAUUAUCAAGUAUUUUUGGGGUGCCUGUGGAUUGAUAUUAUGUUCAGUUCCUGUCUUUUUUCAAAUUCCCGGAAUAUCUACCAUGUCUUCUGUAGGUGGAAGAACAGAAGGCUUUGUCACAAAUCGUCGUUUAUUGAUGAGUUCAUCUGAUGCUGUAGGUCGUAUCAUGUAUGCUUAUAAAGAGAUUACUGAAUUAGCCGGUUACACGAGCAGAGUAAAUGAUUUAUUAGAGGUAUUUGAAGAUGUAAAAGUAGGAAGAUAUCAAAAGAAUCUUGUUUCAACCAUGUCAACCGAUUUAAAUAAAGAAACUUUAAAGGGACGUGGAGAAGUGAUUGAAAGUGAAAAUAUUGAAUUUAUAAAUGUACCUAUCGUGAGUCCUAAUGGUGAUGUUCUUGUACCUCAAUUAACUUUUCAUGUGAAACCUGGUAUGCAUUUAUUAAUCGUAGGUCCUAAUGGCUGUGGUAAAUCAUCGUUGUUUCGUAUCUUGGGUGGAUUGUGGCCUGUCUAUGGAGGCACUGUUCAUCGUCCAAGUCAUCGAGAUAUAUUUUAUAUUCCUCAAAGACCCUAUCUUUCAUUGGGUACAUUUAGGGAUCAAAUUUUAUAUCCUGAUACAAUGGAAGAUAUGAAAAAGAAAAAUAUAAGUGAUGCCCAAUUAUUAGAUAUCUUGAAGAUUGUUCAAAUUGAGCAUAUUGUCGAAAGAGAAGGUGGAUGGGAUACAGAAAAAGAAUGGACCAUUGCAUUAUCAGGUGGAGAUAAACAGCGUAUUGCUAUGGCUAGAUUAUUCUAUCAUUCACCUCGCUAUGCUAUUCUGGAUGAAUGUACAAGUGCAGUAAGUAUGGAUAUCGAAAAGAUUAUGUACACUCAUGCUACUGCCCUCGGAAUUUCUCUUUUAACUGUCUCUCACCGUCCUUCACUUUGGAAAUAUCAUAACUUUAUACUGCAAUAUGAUGGACAAGGAGGUUAUAUCUUUACUAAACUAGAUGCUCAAAAGAGAUUAGCUCUUCAAGAAGAAAAGAAUGCUAUUGAAGCAAAAUUACUUGAUGUACCUAAAAUCCAAGCUCGAAUUCAAGAAUUAUCUGAACUCAAAUAAAAUAACAAUAGUAAUAGUAAAAAAAAAAAAAAAAAAAAAAAAAAAAAA
Cokeromyces recurvatus is the source of this 2191-nucleotide messenger RNA. Its product is annotated as ABC transporter transmembrane region 2-domain-containing protein. Gene Ontology annotation, biological process: very long-chain fatty acid catabolic process; fatty acid beta-oxidation; peroxisome organization. Gene Ontology annotation, cellular component: peroxisomal membrane. Bases 44 to 2143 code for a protein of 699 amino acids. The transcript has 8 exons. Gene Ontology annotation, molecular function: ATP hydrolysis activity; long-chain fatty acid transmembrane transporter activity; ATP binding. Lineage: Eukaryota; Fungi; Mucoromycota; Mucoromycetes; Mucorales; Mucoraceae. The record is from RefSeq and is a predicted model, not a curated record.